AUGUCUUCUGAAUUAGAAAAAAAAAUAUGCCAAAAACAUAAGCUAAAAAUAAAGACAGUAGAUCUAAAGCAGUCAACGGUUGAUGAAGAUAAAUAUCUUUGCAUUAAAUGCUUAAUAGAGAAAAUCGAUAUCUAGAAUAUGGCUAUGGUUGAAGAAACCAAGGCUUUGAUCAAACAAAUGAAGAGUGAGUAGUAAUGCAACAAAAUAAAAGAGAAUUAGAGGAGAAUGUACAAUUGCCAAAUUUUUGCUGAAUAUUUUGCUUGA
This is a messenger RNA of Paramecium sonneborni, 264 nucleotides long. Lineage: Eukaryota; Ciliophora; Oligohymenophorea; Peniculida; Parameciidae. The record is from the annotation of a GenBank genome assembly.